Messenger RNA from Dovyalis caffra, 597 nucleotides. The record is from the annotation of a GenBank genome assembly. NCBI's taxonomy places the organism in Eukaryota, Viridiplantae, Streptophyta, Magnoliopsida, Malpighiales, Salicaceae.
AUGGAGAGGUCCAUGGCAUACGAAAGUGAUCUAAAUCUAAAGGCAACAGAAUUGAGGUUAGGGUUGCCUGGAAGUGAUGAGCCAGAGAAACCAUCAACUACUCCUAGUGUUAGGAGUAACAAGAGAGCAUCACCAGAAACAUCAGAGGAGUCUUGGUCCAAGAGCAGUUCUAGUGUGUCCAAUGUUGAAAAUUGUGAAAGAGAUGGUACCCCUCCUGCCAAGGCACAAGUAGUUGGAUGGCCACCCAUCCGAUCUUACAGGAAAAAUUACUUUCAAGAAAAGAAAAAUGAUCAAGUUGAUGGUGCUGGAAUGUAUGUAAAAGUGAGCGUGGAUGGAGCUCCUUUUCUCAGGAAGAUUGAUCUUAAGGUGUACAAGAGCUACCCAGAGCUCCUCAAAGCCUUGGAGGAUAUGUUCAAGCUUACCAUUGGUGAGUACUCUGAGAAAGAAGGUUGUAAUGGAUCUGAAUUUGCUCCUACUUACGAAGAUAAAGAUGGAGACUGGAUGCUUGUUGGGGACGUUCCAUGGGAUAUGUUUAUCUGCUCCUGCAAGAGGCUAAGAAUUAUGAAGGGAUCAGAAGCUAGAGGAUUCGGUUGUUGA